This is a messenger RNA of Salvia hispanica, 2868 nucleotides long. RefSeq names its product putative late blight resistance protein homolog R1A-10. Gene Ontology annotation, biological process: defense response to other organism. Gene Ontology annotation, molecular function: ADP binding. The record is from RefSeq and is a predicted model, not a curated record. Lineage: Eukaryota; Viridiplantae; Streptophyta; Magnoliopsida; Lamiales; Lamiaceae.
UUGAUGUGAUCUUCAAAUAUAAGUAGAGUAUCUGUGGUGUAUCCGAUAGUACAGAGAGAGAAAAAAAAUGGCGGAGGCGGCAGUGACAUUCCUGCUGGAGAACGUGCAGAAGCUGCUGGUGGAGCAGAUGAAUCUCAUCUCCGGGGCUGAGAAGGAGCUGAAGCAGCUGCAGAGCGAGCUGGAGCUGAUGAACGCCUUCUUAAUCGAGUACGCCAACAAUCGGGAGAAGGGCCAAGUCUUCAUUCAGUUCGAGCGCCAGAUCAGGGAGGCCGUCUACGAGGCCGAAGACACCCUCGACGCUUGCCUCACCCACAAGGCCAAAUCUGGUGGUAGCAUUCUCAACAUCAAGCAUCUUAACUUGGCCAAGAAGGUCAAGGAGCUUCGCCUCCAGCUCCAGCCUACCUUCGACCGAGCCAUCAAGGGCUUCAACGCCCUUCCCGUCGCCGAUGGAUCUGGAGUUCCCCAUGAUAAUAAACUCAAAAAGAAUGAUCUGGUGUUGAGAGAAGACAAUGUAGUGGGUUUUGCUGAUGAGGAAGCCACUCUGAUCAAAUAUUUGUAUGAAAAAACUGAGCAACUUGAUGUUAUCUCUAUUGUGGGCAUGCCUGGUCUUGGCAAAACCACUCUUGCCUGGAAAAUCUACCGAGACCCCAAGAUCCAGUUCGAAUUUCCCACGUUGAUUUGGGUGUAUGUUUCUCAGGAAUUCAAUGUGAGAGAGGUGUUUCUCACCAUUCUCAAGAAGUUCACCCGCGAAGACAUGUCUAGCAAGGAAGACUGGGAGCUAGCUCCACUAGUCCGGUCUCAUCUGCUGAGGGGAAGAUUCUUACUCUUCAUGGAUGAUGUGUGGACUGUGGAAGACUGGAAACUAAUCGUACCUGCCCUGCCAAGGAACAAUAAAUCAGGUAAAGUUCUGAUAACGAGCCGUCAUGAGAGAGUAGCUAAGCAAACAAACCUCAACAGAGAACCUCACAAGCUGCGGUUCUUGCGUACUGAGGAAAGUUGGGAGUUGCUCCAGUUGGAGGUAUUUGGUAACAACAAUACAUGCCCGGGAGAUUUGGAGGGUGUUGGAAAGGAUAUAGCCACACAGUGUCGGGGAGUGCCAUUAGCAGUCGUGGUGAUAGGAGGAACUCUUAUCGAAAAACGUCUAGACAAGAGAGAAUGGGAGGAGGUGUCCAAGUGUGUCAGUACCUAUGUCCAGGAUGACAAGCGGACUGAAAACAUUAUCUCCAUGAGUUAUCACAAACUGCCUCAUAACUUGAGGGAUUGCUUCCUCUACCUUGGGGUAUUUCCCGAGGACACCGAGAUCCUGGCAUGGAAGCUCACGCGCUUGUGGAUUGCAGAAGGAUUCAUACAGCAGAAGCGGGGGAGGAGCUUGGAGGAAGUGGCAGAGGACAACCUAGACGACCUCGUGGCCAGGAACUUGGUCAUGGCUGAGAAAACCAAGGCCAACGGCGACAUCAAAACAUGCCGCGUCCACGACAUGAUCCGUGAGUUCUGCCAGAAUGAAGCCGCCUUUGCGAACAAGAAUCUUUUCCAAGAGGUUAAGAAGACGAGGCAAGGUGUGUUCGAGCCAGCAAUAUCCGAGAUAGUGAAGCGCCGCCGCCUGUGUAUUCAUUCCCACGUGGCAGAGUUCUUCCGCAAGACACCCAAGGGCAAAGGAGUCCGCUCGUUUGUUUGUUUCUCCAAGGAAACGAUCGGGUUGCCAGCAGAGCAUACAGGGUCGAUCCCCGAAGCUUUUGAUUUGCUUCGGGUUGUAGACGUCACUCCCAUCAAAUUCACCAAAUUCCCCCCAAAACUCACCAAGCUGAUACAUCUGAGGUACAUUGCUCUCUCCGGCAAUGAAUUCAAGGCUCUACCCGAAUCUGUCUCGAAGCUCUGGAAUCUACAGACCGUUAAGAUAGACACCUUGUUGCGCGAGUUUGAGGUGAAAGUGGAUAUCUCCAAGAUGCUGCAGCUAAGGCAUUUGAAGACGAAAGCAGCCAUCAAGCUCAAGGAAGUGAAAGGCGGAGGCGGGGAAAAUCUACAAACGCUGAGCAGAUUAUCGGCCGAAAGCUGCAAAGAGGAGCUGUUCAACAGGGCCAAAAACCUCAAGAACUUGGGGAUCCGAGGGGACCUAACCAAUCUGGUGGAAGCAUCCUACUUGGGGAAACUGGAACAUCUUGAAAAGUUGAAGCUGGUGCACGACUUGUUACCUUCGGCUUCAGACGAUGCGCUACAUCGCGUGCCUCAUCAGCAGAGUUUCCCGCCGAAUCUGAGGAUACUGACGCUUUCGUCUACGCAUUUGCCUUGGACGCAGAUGAGUACACUCGGAAGCCUGCACACACUACAGGUGCUCAAGCUUAAGGAAACGGCGUUCAAGGGAGCGUUGUGGGAAGCUCAGGGCGGCGGCUUUCUUAACUUGGAAACGUUGCACAUUUCACGCAGUGAUUUGCAAACAUGGACUGCUUCUGGUGAUCCAUUUCCCAAACUCAAGAAUCUGAUACUGAAGAACUGCGAGAAGCUUCAAGAGAUCCCAUCUGCAGUGGCGAAGGGGAAGAGCCUUCAGCUCAUGGAAAUCGAACGUGUGUCGGCAUCGCUACUUAAAUCUGCUGAGAAGAUCAGCAGGGAAAAACAGGAGAUGCAAGGCGGGGAAGGAAGAGCUCAGAAAGGUGGAUUUAAGCUCAAAACCUCUCCAGGGGAUGCAUCAACACCAAACUAAUCCACCGACUAUCUUAAUUAUUAUCAGUCUCAAUAAUUUUCGUACUGUAAUAUGGCCUAAUUAUCUUUUAAGCUCUUAUCCCUUUCAUGUACCAACAUAUUUAUGUGUGCUCAUUAGGCAGCAGUGUGUUAUUAAAACUCUUUCUAGCAAUGCCAAACUAAGAUUUUGCUUUA